This is a messenger RNA of Eleginops maclovinus (Patagonian blennie), 2253 nucleotides long. Its product is annotated as regulator of G-protein signaling 21-like. The transcript is spliced from 5 exons. NCBI's taxonomy places the organism in Eukaryota, Metazoa, Chordata, Actinopteri, Perciformes, Eleginopidae. The record is from RefSeq and is a predicted model, not a curated record. Bases 628 to 1209 code for a protein of 193 amino acids.
AAAGGGAAACAGUGGCUGUAGCUAGUUAGCUCAACACUUUCCAAUGGCACUUUUAAUGUCACUCUAUGGCAGUCCUCUCUGAGCCUUCUUCCUGACCUUGACACUUAAGGAAGCCUUAGGCACCUGAAACCAACCCUACAGAGAGUUAUAGAAGACUGAAUGCUAGCAUUGUGUCUCACUGCAAAUGAGAAAUGAGUGUCACAUACUGUGAUGGUGAGAAUACAAGUCUACACAUGUUACAAGAUACACAUCUUUUAUUAGGAAUUCACUGAAUACCUGAACAAUGGAGCUCUUCAAUUUGAUGCUAAAACCUAUAUUGCUAUAUAGAUUGCUGCAUCAGUAGAAUGGUAUAGCAAAAAGGUUAACACCUUAUAUUUCAGUUAAUCUCCCUCCCUUUCCUGUAUCUUCCCAAAUCCUAUCCCACUGGAAAUUUUUCAGCAGUGAGUCAGUAACAACAAAAGUGAGUCUAGGCAGCAGUCGGAUAUCUGUACCUGUAUCAGCAGGCCCUCAGCGUCAUUGGUAUAACACCUUGCCUGUAAAGUUAGGUCCUAGAGGGAACAGUACAGUUUACAGGCACCACAAAGGAUUAUUGUAACUCCGUCCAGGAAAUAUACCAGGGAUGUUAAAAUGCCAAAACUUUUGUUUUCAAAGAUGCGGUUCUAUACAAUUAAAGAUCUGAUGCAAAACGUGAAGCGACCCAGAAGGUCGGAUGUUAUUCUUAAUCGAAAUAGGCGUAAAAAGGACAUCCAGUGCCACAUGGUUCAAAAGAUGAAUGAUGAGACAUAUUCUUCAAACCUGAGUCUUCAGACUGAUCAUAAACUCUACCCGACUUUGGAAGAGUUGCUACGGGAUAAAAAGUAUUUAGCAGUGUUCCGCAGCUUCCUGCAGUCGGAGUUCAGUGAAGAAAACAUUGACUUCUGGCUCUCAUGUGAAGACUUUAAGUCGACCGCCUCGAUGGACGACCUUGGCUGGAAAGCAGAGGGAAUCUACCAGAAGUUCAUCCAGCCCUCAGCCUGUAGAGAGAUCAAUGUUGACCACCACAUUAGAGAGAAGAUCAAGAGUACUUUGGAGCAGCCGAGCCUCUCCUGCUUUGAUGAGGCCCAGAAACAUGUUUACCUACUGAUGGAAAGAGACUCUUACCCCAGAUUCCUUCACUCAGAUGCCUACAUGAGUGUAAAGAACAAAUCCAGGACUCUCUGGUACAUUUAGGUCAGAACGCUGUAUCAAAACUGCUUUUCUAAUCCUUGUUUUAUUUUUUCUAAUCCUUGUUUUAUUUUUUCUUAUCCUUGUUUUAUUUUUUCUUAUCCUUGUUUUAUUUUUUCUUAUCCUUGUUUUAUUUUUUCUUCUAUUCGGCUGAAUUUAAAAGUUAUUUCACACUGUAAGAGAUGUGAAGCUUGGAUCAAACCUGAGAUGAUGUAUUGAUGAAAUGUUGCAGAAGAUAAUGAAGAAGGAGCAGAGAAAAGUGAUGCAAGUAGAAAAAGAAAUAAAUGUAAGUGGGGUAGAAAGAACGCUGUUUGUAUGCGUCAGUAUAGUUUGGAUUUGUUGGAAAUAUCGUAUGUGUUGACGAAAAGUUUUAGUAAGUUAUAGAGCAAAAUACAAAUGACAAGGAAUGACUAAUUCAUAGUUUCUGAUAUGAACAAUGAAACAUAUAGUUUUCAGAACUUUACUAUCCUUGGGUACAUUUCAAGAGAUAAGUUGUUUUCUUUCAUCAUCCAUAACUGUUAUUAAUGUUCUUACUUGUUUCCAUAUGGUACGAAUUUUGAGACAUUGAUUUAUAUUUAUCUAGCUAGGGGGAGCGAGGAGAUUCUGUUUUUGGUCACAUGUCUAAUGUAUCCUUUAAUGAGGAGCAGGGAUGACUCUAUACACCAGCAAUAGGGUUUACCAAACUGGAAAAAACUAACCCGCAGUAACCCUUGAUCUCACUCAGUUCUGUAAAUGGCCUUAUUCCUCAGAAUUGUGCCUUAAAAAGGAGUACCGAGGCAGCUAAUAAUAACUCCAGAGGCUUAAACGACAACACUGGAGUCAUCAGACAACCUGAUACGUAACAGAUCAGGCUGAAUAUGCUGCCUUGUUAGGGGAAUAAUCUCAUCGCCCGCAGACAAUGAUAGCAGAGAUACACAGCUGCUUUACUUGGAGAAAUAUAAAGCAACAAGUUUACUUUUGAAAAAGACCUGACUGUUUAAAUACAAAUAUUAAAGUGGAAAAUAAGCUUUUUACGUUUUACUGAAAUAAAGAUUUUUUUUAUGGUUCAAA